Molecule: messenger RNA, 1130 nt
Organism: Syngnathus acus (greater pipefish)
Lineage: Eukaryota; Metazoa; Chordata; Actinopteri; Syngnathiformes; Syngnathidae
Gene: cibar1
Product: CBY1 interacting BAR domain containing 1
Exons: 9
Coding region: 113-976 (287 amino acids)
Biological process (GO): cilium assembly
Cellular component (GO): ciliary basal body; ciliary transition zone
Source: RefSeq, a predicted model, not a curated record
CACCGGAACGCGCCAGCAUCCAUGGCAACGUCUCCUAGCUUCCAUGUGAGCUAGAGCCUCGUCUUGUGACGUUUGAUUCACAGUUUUUCUUAUCCCCCCCCCCAAAGCAGAGAUGAGUCGAACUCCGGAUGCACGAGCGAGGGACAACCAGACCAAGAGGAUCCAGGAGAACAUCAGCAAUGUGGAGAAGCACUUUGAUGAGAUGUGUCAAAUGUUUGCCGCCUAUGGCCGCAAAGCCGCCAGGCUGCGCGACAAGGCUGACGUCCUGGUGCGAGAGGUGGCCGACUACGCUGACACCGAGACCCCUAGUCUCAAGAAAGGCAUGAAGCGGUAUGCCGAACACCUGGCCAAGAUUCAAGACUAUCGGCAAGCCCAGGUAGAGCGGCUGGAGGCCAAAGUGAUCGAGCCGCUGAAAGGUUACGGCGCAGUCGUGCGGCGAAAACGGGAGGACGUGAAGGCGGUCCAGAACGCCAGGACUCGGGAGUCCAAACAGAUGGUGCAACUGGAGCGCACUCGCCAACGGAACCCGUCCGACCGACAAGUCAUCUCUCAGGCCGAGAGUGAAUUGCAGCGAGCCACCAUGGAUGCGGCGCGCACCACGCGUCAGCUGGAGGAGACCAUCGAUGACUUUGAGAAGCAGAAGAUUCGAGACAUCAAGAGAAUCCUGUGCGACUUUGCCGCCGUGGAGAUGUGCUUCCACGCCAAAGCCUUGGAGCUCUACACACAGGCCUAUCAGAGCAUCAGUGGCGUAGACGAGGACGACGACUUGGAGGUGUUUAGGAGCUCGCUACACCCGCCCGACUACUCGGAGCGCUUGGAUGUGGUGCGCGCCAACUCUCUGGACGGGACCGCCUCCUCUUUCCUGACGUCGGCGGCCGCCUUCCAGCAACAGAGAGUCUCCGGGCGGCAGGGUGAGGACGAGGAGGACGAGGACGAAUCUGAAGAGGAGGAUGACUCCGAUGAGGAAACACGAUGACGCUAGCGCACGUUGACAUCUGCGCAUCCGUGCCAAUUAUGAAACAUCAUUGCUGUUUGAGUGAGAGCGCUUCUCUGACAACUUUUCUUGUUUCCAUUUGAAUCUGUCAUGGAACGAAAUGCACUACCAGAUGGAUUGUCACGCUAGGAAACAU